Protopterus annectens (West African lungfish) is the source of this 1250-nucleotide messenger RNA. RefSeq names its product mitochondrial ribosomal protein L4 (gene MRPL4). The record is from RefSeq and is a predicted model, not a curated record. Gene Ontology annotation, molecular function: structural constituent of ribosome. The transcript has 9 exons. Gene Ontology annotation, biological process: translation. Gene Ontology annotation, cellular component: ribosome. The coding region runs from base 143 to 1066 and encodes 307 amino acids. NCBI's taxonomy places the organism in Eukaryota, Metazoa, Chordata, Ceratodontiformes, Protopteridae.
AUAGGAGACACGUUUUAUUCAGAUGAUUGGAAUGUCACCAUGCUGUAAUUAUUUUGACCCCUGGUUUGCUUUUUUUUUUGUAAAUGUUCUCUUGUUUUUUUGUCACUGUCGUGUCUAGUUCUGUAGCUUUUGAAGGGUAGUGAUGUCGAGUAUACUAAUAUCAAGACUUUGCCUGAAUUUGGCGAAAAGGUGUACGUCUACUUUAUCUGGAAAGAAUCAGAAACCAGCCAACCUCGUACUGCAAGCAAGUCUCACUGAUACAGCAAGAACAGAAAGGAGUAUUCCAUUGGGUUCCAGCCUUCCCAUCCUGAGGCAGUGUGACAUUCCUGUCCCAUCUCAUCUGCCAGUGAGACAGGCUUGGUUAGAAUCGUUGAGGAAAUAUGAUGAUGAGCACCUUGGCCUGGUGGAUCUACAUCCAGAUGUUUUUGCUGUACCUGCAAGAAUUGAUAUUCUGCAUGAAGUUGUGAUUUGGCAGAAGAACUUUAAAAGAAUAAGUCAUGCAAAAACUAAGACUCGAGCUGAGGUUCGGGGAGGUGGGCGAAAACCCUGGAGACAGAAAGGAAGUGGCAGGGCACGACAUGGCAGCAUCCGAUCUCCUUUAUGGAAAGGAGGUGGUGUUGCUCAUGGUCCUAGAGGCCCAACCAGUUAUUACUAUAUGGUUCCAAUGAAGGAGCGGGUACUGGGACUGAAGACCGCCCUUAGUGUAAAGCUGGCUCAGGAUCUCCUUCACAUUGUUGAUACUUUGGACAUGCCAACUCCAGAUUCCCAGUACCUCUUGGAUUUGGUCAGAUACAGACACUGGGGGGAUUCAGUCCUUAUUGUAGAUAUUGGUGGUGUUCCUUACAGCACUGAAAACAUGCCAGAAAAUAUUCUGAAGGCAGUGGAAAAUCUCAAAACAAUCAGUGUGAUGCCAGUCAUAGGUCUGAAUGUGCAUAGUAUGUUAAAGCAUGAAACUCUUGUCUUGACUCUGGAAACAGUCAAGUUUUUGGAAAAGAAACUGUUGUGGCAUGAUUCCAGAUACACACCUCUGUACUCAUUUAAAUUACCUUACAGUGACUUUCCAUAGAAGUCUGGUAUUCUUCUAAUAAUAUGUCGUUUUUGGAUUUUGUAGCCACAAGUGUACAGCGCUUACAGGAAAACAUUGUUUUUCAUUUUCUUAAAAUCAUUGAAGUUACUGCACAUUAUUUUUACUCCUGUUAGUAUAUUGUAAAAUAUUAAUAUUGAAUAAAACAUUACAUUUUGAUUUGAAA